Molecule: messenger RNA, 360 nt
Organism: Neoarius graeffei (lesser salmon catfish)
Lineage: Eukaryota; Metazoa; Chordata; Actinopteri; Siluriformes; Ariidae
Gene: sst6
Product: somatostatin 6
Exons: 2
Coding region: 1-360 (119 amino acids)
Biological process (GO): regulation of cell migration
Cellular component (GO): extracellular region
Molecular function (GO): hormone activity
Source: RefSeq, a predicted model, not a curated record
AUGGCUCUGGAUGGCAGGAUGAACGUUUACCAGGCAGUAGACAAUCCCACGGUCAUGAUGCGAGUGCUGCUGAGUCUGAUCCCGCUGCUACUCAUCGCAUGGAGCGCAAACAACACCGAAGCACUGCCUGUACAGAACAAACUGCCAAACAGCAAUGAGGUGCUGACAAAAGAGCAGAAGGACUUCCUGACAAAGUUUCUAGCCAACCUUGCCGAAUUGAACAUGACCAUCAAAGACCUGGAAACCAUGGACUCCGAGCAGCUGAGUAAACUGAGUGAAAGAGCUGCUCUUGGCCUGCCACCUGCUCGAGAGAAAUCCCCAUGCAAGAACUUCUUCUGGAAGACUUUCUCUUCAUGUUAA